Molecule: messenger RNA, 3276 nt
Organism: Toxotes jaculatrix (banded archerfish)
Lineage: Eukaryota; Metazoa; Chordata; Actinopteri; Toxotidae
Product: myosin heavy chain, fast skeletal muscle
Exons: 23
Coding region: 16-3276 (1086 amino acids)
Cellular component (GO): myosin complex
Molecular function (GO): cytoskeletal motor activity; actin filament binding; ATP binding
Source: RefSeq, a predicted model, not a curated record
GCUUAAGGUGCCAUCAUGAGCACAGACGCAGAGAUGGAGGCCUAUGGCCCUGCGGCCAUUUACCUCCGGAAGCCUGAAAAGGAGAGGAUUGAGGCUCAGACUGCUCCAUUUGAUGCCAAAACAGCCUACUUUGUGGUUGAUCCUGAUGAGAUGUAUCUCAAGGGUAAACUUGUCAAAAGAGAGGGUGGCAAAGCCACGGUUGAGACACUUACAGGAAAGACUAUUACUGUAAAAGAGGAUGACAUCCAUCCCAUGAACCCUCCCAAGUUUGAUAAAAUUGAGGACAUGGCCAUGAUGACCCACCUCAAUGAGCCUGCUGUGUUGUAUAACCUCAAAGAGCGCUUUGCAUCAUGGAUGAUUUACACCUACUCUGGCCUUUUCUGUGUCGUUGUGAAUCCCUACAAGUGGCUUCCUGUGUACGAUGCUCAGGUUGUUGUGGCAUACAGAGGCAAGAAGAGGAUUGAGGCUCCACCUCACAUCUUCUCCAUUUCUGAUAAUGCCUACCAGUUCAUGCUCACCGAUCGUGAGAACCAGUCUGUCCUUAUCACUGGAGAAUCUGGUGCAGGAAAGACUGUCAACACCAAGCGUGUCAUCCAAUACUUUGCAACAAUUGCAGUGGCUGGACCCAAUAAGAAGGCGGAGUCUGGCAAAAUGCAGGGUUCGCUGGAAGAUCAAAUCAUUGCAGCCAAUCCUCUGCUGGAGGCCUACGGUAAUGCUAAGACUGUGAGGAAUGACAACUCCUCUCGCUUUGGUAAAUUCAUCAGAAUUCACUUUGGCUCUACUGGCAAGCUGGCCUCAGCUGAUAUUGAAACAUAUCUGCUGGAGAAGUCCCGCGUCACAUUCCAGUUGUCUGCUGAGAGGAGCUACCAUAUCUUCUACCAGCUGAUGACUGGCCACAAGCCUGAGCUCCUGGAGGCUCUUCUGAUCACCACCAACCCCUAUGACUACCCAAUGAUCAGUCAGGGUGAAAUCACUGUCAAAAGCAUCAAUGAUGUGGAGGAGUUCAUCGCAACAGAUACAGCUAUUGACAUCUUGGGCUUUAGUGCGGAUGAGAAGGUUGCCAUCUACAAACUGACUGGCGCUGUGAUGCAUCAUGGAAACAUGAAAUUCAAGCAGAAGCAGCGUGAGGAGCAGGCUGAACCUGAUGGCACUGAGGAGGCUGAUAAAAUUGCUUAUCUCAUGGGCCUGAACUCAGCUGAUAUGCUGAAAGCUCUGUGCUACCCAAGAGUCAAAGUCGGAAAUGAGUUUGUGACCAAAGGUCAAACUGUUCCACAGGUCAACAAUUCUGUCAUGGCUCUGUGCAAGUCCGUCUAUGAGAAAAUGUUCUUGUGGAUGGUCGUCCGUAUUAAUGAGAUGCUGGACACAAAGCAGCCAAGACAGUUCUUCAUUGGAGUGUUGGAUAUUGCUGGAUUUGAGAUCUUUGAUUUCAACAGCUUGGAGCAACUCUGCAUCAACUUCACCAACGAGAAACUGCAACAGUUUUUCAACCACCACAUGUUUGUCCUGGAGCAAGAGGAGUACAAGAAAGAAGGCAUUGAAUGGGAGUUCAUUGACUUUGGUAUGGACUUGGCUGCCUGCAUUGAGCUUAUUGAGAAGCCAAUGGGCAUCUUCUCCAUCCUUGAAGAGGAGUGCAUGUUCCCCAAGGCUACAGACACCUCCUUCAAGAACAAGCUGCAUGAUCAGCAUCUUGGCAAGACCAAGGCCUUUGAGAAGCCAAAGCCCGCAAAGGGCAAGGCUGAGGCUCACUUCUCCCUGGUUCACUAUGCUGGUACAGUGGACUACAAUAUCACUGGCUGGCUGGACAAGAACAAGGACCCUCUGAAUGACUCAGUUGUUCAGCUGUACCAGAAAUCUUCAAACAAACUGCUGGCCUUCCUGUAUGCAGCUCAUGCUUCAGCUGAAGAUGCAUCUGGCGGCGGUGGUAAGAAGGGUGGUGGAAAGAAGAAGGGUGCUUCGUUCCAGACUGUGUCUGCUCUUUUCAGGGAGAACUUGGGCAAGCUGAUGACCAACUUGAGGAGCACUCACCCUCACUUUGUGCGCUGCCUGAUUCCCAAUGAAACAAAGACCCCAGGUCUUAUGGAGAACUUCUUGGUCAUCCACCAGCUGAGGUGUAACGGUGUGCUGGAAGGCAUCAGAAUUUGCAGAAAGGGCUUCCCCAGCAGAAUCCUCUAUGGUGACUUCAAGCAGAGAUACAAAGUAUUGAAUGCCAGUGUCAUCCCUGAGGGACAGUUCAUUGACAACAAGAAAGCUUCAGAGAAGCUGUUGGGCUCCAUUGAUGUGGACCACACUCAGUACAAGUUUGGACACACUAAGGUUUUCUUCAAAGCUGGUCUGCUGGGUACCCUGGAGGAGAUGAGAGAUGAGAAACUGGCUGAGCUGGUGACCAUGACUCAGGCUCUCUGCAGAGGAUAUGUCAUGAGGAAAGAGUUUGUAAAGAUGAUGGAGAGGAGAGACGCAAUCUUCACCAUUCAGUACAACAUCCGUUCAUUCAUGAACGUGAAAAACUGGCCAUGGAUGCAUCUGUACUUCAAGAUCAAGCCUCUUCUGAAGAGUGCUGAGACUGAGAAGGAGUUGGCUCAGAUGAAGGAGAACUAUGGGAAGAUGCAAUCAGACCUGGCUGCUGCUUUGGCCAAGAAGAAGGAGCUGGAGGAGAAGAUGGUUUCCCUGCUGCAGGAAAAGAAUGACCUGCAACUGCAAGUAGCAGCUGAAACUGAGAAUCUCUCUGAUGCUGAGGAAAGGUGUGAAGGUUUGAUUAAAAGCAAGAUCCAGCUGGAGGCCAAACUCAAAGAGACAACUGAGAGACUGGAGGAUGAGGAGGAAAUCAAUGCUGAGCUGACUGCCAAGAAGAGGAAGCUGGAGGAUGAAUGCUCUGAGCUGAAGAAGGACAUUGAUGACUUGGAGCUCACCUUGGCUAAAGUGGAGAAGGAGAAACAUGCCACAGAAAACAAGGUGAAAAACCUGACAGAGGAGAUGGCAUCUCAAGAUGAGUCCAUUGCCAAGUUAACCAAGGAGAAGAAAGCCCUCCAAGAGGCCCACCAGCAAACACUGGAUGAUCUCCAGGCAGAGGAGGACAAAGUCAACAGUCUGACCAAGGCCAAGACAAAGCUGGAACAGCAAGUGGACGAUCUUGAGGGAUCACUGGAGCAAGAGAAGAAGCUCCGCAUGGACCUUGAGAGAGCCAAGAGGAAGCUUGAGGGAGAUCUGAAACUGGCCCAGGAAUCCAUAAUGGAUCUGGAGAAUGACAAGCAGCAAUCUGAGGAGAAAAUCAAGAAGUAG